UAUGGUAUGCUGUUUGAUCAAUACUGGAUUAUUAAACGGUUUAUGAGUUUACUUAUGUGCGACAGAUACUUAUGGCUUUUGCAAGAAUGGGACCAAGUUGAACGUUUUAAAUACAGUAUAUAAUAAGCUGUGCAAUUAAGUGCAAUGCAAAUUAUGGCGAAAGGAAACGUGAAACGUCGUAAGAUAUAUAUGUCACAUAAGUUUAACGGUUAGGCAGUAAUUAAUAAUUUUUUGAUGAUGCAUUAGCGAGCUAUACUUGCACUGUAUGCAGCAGCAACAAUUAUUUCAGAUUGCCCAAGGCUCAGAAAGCUAAUCUGUUUGUAAGUGUUCAUUAAUUAAUAGAGUAUACUUAAGAUUACAAUAUAGAUGACAUGGUUCUUUCUAAAUUUAUUAAUAUUUUAUAUUUCUUCCAGAGAACAUUUGAACAUCCUGAAAUAGGAAAUAACGAGAAAUUUCAAGAUUAUAAGGAUGAUCUUUUAAAAAGAUAUAAGUUAUGUGCGUGCAGUUAUUCUUUAAAUCUUGGAAGAAUGGCUGUAGAAGGUAAAACGAUCGAAAUUAUUGGCGGAGAUACGUACAGGCAUUUUCGAAGAUCGAUGGUACCUUUUACUACCAUACCGAAAGUACAAACCGCGGACAUCCCACGCUGUUUGGAGCGCAAGGCUCUAAGCGGAAUUCUGCAAACUGUACAAAGACGAUGUUACACCGCACUCCCUAAAUCAGAGCCCUACAAAAAUGCAGAAACCCAGACGGAUUACAGAGAGAGCGAGGCGCAAACCGAACCUUGGGAGCCACCAUGUAAAAUUGUUCCAGGUCACAAUCCUGAAGUGCUGGCGUUAGCUCAUCUAACUUGGGAGCAUGGACUACCCGCAGGCGUCCAUGAGGUGCACCUUAUCAACAGGAUGCGGAUGAAGAAAGCUUGGGAAGCCGUAUUACCGCCGAUGGAUACGCCGGCCAACAUAAAGAUGCGAGAUUCAAUAAUAACGACCUUGGAGAUAGACGAAUGGGCAUUUCGAGAGUCGGAGAUUCAACUCAUAAUGGAUUUACGUCUGGAUCUGAUGAGCGACCUCCUGCAGAGUCGUGAGUCGGAAUACGAGAAAAAAAUGCAGGGUCGUUUCAGCAGGCUGGAGAACAAACUGAGCAAAUGUCGGGACAACCAAAUUAAGACUAUCAGGCAUAAUCUUAAACGAGAUUUGCGAAAAUUACGUAGGAAACGUCGCGACGAGCAGCAACCUCGUAAACCCGACAUAAUUGAACGGCAUAUCGACCCGAAAUCUGACCUGUACGCACCGCAAAUGCGUUUCGGCGAACAUCCCCAAAGGCGGCACGAAAUCUUGCAGAAGCGGUUCUUAAGCGAAAGCCACAUUGAGCAACAAGAAGAAGACGCAACACUCAGUUGGUUACCAACUAUCGAGGAACCGAAAGCGAUUAAACAUGGGCCCAAACCGAUAGACAUCUGUGUACGAGAAACCAGAUGGACGGAGGAAAAACUGAAGCAACUACACUCCGACCUGAAGGCCAUUCGAAUGAAAGUCAAAUCCGUGGAUGAGAGUCCAAGAUUAGUGAGGCGUAAUCACGAACUGCCGGCUUUGCCCGUCACACCGCGUAGAUCGGGCACAUGGGACAAUAAGCAGAAACAACGGGAAGAGUCUGCUACGUUUAUUCAGAAGCUUGUUAAAGGCAGAGCGAUACAGUGUAUGAUGUACAAAGGACGCGAUAGAUGCAGAGAGCUGAUCGAAGAAUUGGAAUCGACUCAAGCGUCCGAGCAGGAAGAUCAUGAUGAUGAAAAGACACACAUGAUAAAUUUGCGGCAACUACAGAACGAUCAAUCGGUACAGGAAGAUCGUUUGUGUGAGAUUCUCGAUUCCUUAGAGGGGAAGACAGUCUGUGGGACGUUAGAUUUUCUCAGUAAGGAGUUAGUGAGAUUAGAGGACGAACGUAGAGCUCACGCUUUUGCCUUGCUUGCCGAAAGAGAAAGAUGUAUGAGAGAGGCCGCUGAAGCUGGCAGGCGACAAGCGGAACGUAAUCGACGACGUGAAUUCGAUGAAAUGUUCAAGCAAAUCGUGAAAGUAAAUCAGGACUCUGUAGAAACUUACUUGGAGGACAUUGUGAGGGAUGAAAUCGAUUGGAUAUCUGAUAAAGCGGCUAAAGAACGUAUCUUAGAAGUUU
Temnothorax curvispinosus is the source of this 2166-nucleotide messenger RNA. RefSeq names its product cilia- and flagella-associated protein 91-like. NCBI's taxonomy places the organism in Eukaryota, Metazoa, Arthropoda, Insecta, Hymenoptera, Formicidae. The record is from RefSeq and is a predicted model, not a curated record. The transcript is spliced from 7 exons. The annotation marks the transcript as partial.